Messenger RNA from Penicillium digitatum Pd1, 834 nucleotides. NCBI's taxonomy places the organism in Eukaryota, Fungi, Ascomycota, Eurotiomycetes, Eurotiales, Aspergillaceae. The record is from RefSeq and is a predicted model, not a curated record.
AUGGAUGGCGAUCAACGUAUGAAGCAGAAUGAAAGGUCAAUGUCUCGGUCUGGAAAUGCCGCUCGCAGAGCACCUGGUGGUGCAACAGAUGGGUUUGACCCGGCCAUACAACCACGUGGAGACCAAACGGGGAUGUCGCAACCCCCGGAGCAAGUCCCGAUGUCCUACGACUACGGAUACACAGGUAGCUCUUUCCACGGCGGUUCCCUACAGUCGAAUGACUUGCAUAACUAUCAACCCCAGGAGUAUGUACGGGCUCAACGACCUCAACAAGCGUCGGCUAUUCAACAUCAGCGACGGCGCGCACAGCCUCCGGAUCCGGCUGUAUUCUCACCGUACGAUUCUACCAUGCUGUAUGGGUUCGGUCAGCAGGGUCCAACCCAAGGACACUUCGAGGUUGUGCCACAGUACCAGACACGGCAGUCUGCAGCUAUUGAUGUCCUGUCGAACCAAUUUGCCGUUCCACAGUAUUUUGCACCAGAGGAAUCUGCAGGGUCUGGGGUCGCAGAACUCUCGCCUUAUCUAAAUGCGCCACUCCAGCCUUAUAACCAAUCGGGCCCCAUGGCACGCCCGAACACCACCCAGUCCUUUCCUGUACCCAUCUCUGAUUUCACUGCAAUCGGUUCCGGGUCCAUGAGCCGAUUGGAUCAGCCCCAAACAGAGUCCCAGCAACAGGAGUCGGAUCAAUCUAGCCUGGAGGAGGCCAUCGGACGAUAUCAACGCAUCCUGCGCCGCACUUUUGAUCAAACACGUACCGGAAGAUUGGUAGAAGCCGGAGGAUCGCUGGUAGAAAUUUCCGAGUGGCUUGUGACCAAUGCACGGGAUCUUGAGUGA